Molecule: messenger RNA, 1011 nt
Organism: Phaeodactylum tricornutum CCAP 1055/1
Lineage: Eukaryota; Bacillariophyta; Bacillariophyceae; Surirellales; Neidiaceae
Exons: 3
Biological process (GO): mismatch repair
Cellular component (GO): MutLalpha complex
Molecular function (GO): ATP hydrolysis activity; mismatched DNA binding; ATP-dependent DNA damage sensor activity
Source: RefSeq, a predicted model, not a curated record
AUGUCUGCCGAGAUACGACCGAUCGAUCCCGAGUCGGUCCAGAGGAUUGUUGCGGGACAAGCGGUCUUUGAUCUGUCCACGGCCCUCAAGGAAUUGGUGGACAACGCUCUGGAUGCCAAGAGUCGCACCAUCAACAUCCGUCUGUUCAAUCUGGGCAUUGACAUAUUGGAAGUAUCGGACGAUGGCAUGGGUGUUCCACUCGCCUCCCGUCCAUACUUGGCCACGCCGCACGCAACGAGUAAAAUACGAGCCUUUGACGAAAUCUACGCCACGGCAUCGACUCUGGGCUUUCGUGGCGAAGCGCUCUUUUGCCUCGCCAACCUCAGCACCAACCUCAUCGUGGCCACCCGCACCCGCGACGAAGCCACGGCGCAGAAACUCGAAUUCCGUCGGGACGGAUCGCUACGGACAGACACCGUGACGAGUAUACUCAAAAAGGUCGGGACGACCGUUGCAGUCGUUGGUUUGAUGGACGCCUUGCCGGUUCGUCGACACGAUUUGAUUAAAGGCAUUCAGACACAACGACGGACCAUGCUACGCAUGCUGGAAGGCUACGCCAUCUUCUCUCCCGGAGUCGGCUUUCGUUUGAUGGACAUGAUGGAUGCGGGACGGGGAGGAGAAUCGCUCUUACUAGCGACCCCGCAGAAUAGCUCGUCCAUCGAAGAAACCGUGUCGGCGACACUGGGACCCAAAGUCUUGCCCUUUCUGUGUCCCAUUCAGGUCGACUUGUCGACCGUCCUAGAGGCACCGACACAAUCACCACGGAACUCUCAAUACUUUGCCAUCAACGGACGCCCCGUCGAGUUGAAACAAGUGUCCAGGGUCUUGAACGAGGCUUGGAGGGCGUUGGGGUGCAAAAAACGUCCCUUUUGUGCACUGCAAUUCACACUCCCCAACAACGAAUACGACAUUAACCUGUCGCCCGACAAACGGACCGUCAUGCUGACGCACGAACCACAAAUAUGCGCUCUGGUUCGAGACGCCGUGGUCGAACUCUGGGCCAGUCAAACC